GGCACACGUUUUCAUCCAAACCUCUGUUUUUCCACAGCCUAUCGCUUUGUGGCUCAGCUCAGUUCCCUAUUGUUUAAUCUCUUAGAACAGACAGGGGAAAAACCCGCUCCGCUUGUUUAUAAACGGAUGUGACUUGAGCUGCAUCAUGAAUAGUUUGGGGACGUCUUUCCAUUGUAUACCUCUGGAAUGCUCGGGAUUACACGGCCGAAACCAGGAGAGCAUGUAAACGCAGAUGGAGUUUGGGAUUUAUUGCAAAAUAAGGGAAAGAUGACCGUCUUCUCGUUGUGCUUGCUCCUGUGCGCAGAUCUGCUGGAUUUAGCCGUCGGAUAUUUGACAGUUACCAUAGAGCCACUGCCUCCUGUUGUUGUUGGUGAGACUGUAACCCUCAAAUGUAACUUCAAAACCGAUGGAAGGCUGCGAGAGAUUGUUUGGUACAGGGUCACAGAUGGAGGUACAAUCAAGCAGAAAAUCUUCACCUAUGAUGCCAUGUUUAAUACAAAUUACUCUCAUAUGGAAGACUACCGCAGGCGUGAAGAUCUCGUGUAUCAAUCAACCGUCCGGCUCCCAGAGGUACGGAUCUCAGACAAUGGGCCUUAUGAAUGCCAUGUGGGCAUAUAUGACCGGGCAACAAGGGAGAAGGUUGUCCUGGCUUCAGGAAAUGUUUUUCUUACAGUUAUGUCUCCUCCAAACAACAUAUCAGUGCUGGCUGAGAACACUCCAGCCCCCUUCAGUCGAUACCAAGCUCAGAAUUUUACUCUUGUCUGCACAGCAAAAGGAGGAAAACCAGCCCCAUCGGUGUACUUUAAGCGUGAUGGUGAGCUGAUAGAGGUAAUUUCCUACACUGAACCCUCCACCAGCGAGCGAGCAGCCGGCUCAGCAGGAUGGAGAGGAGCCAGGCCACUCAUCAGCAGGGACCUUGAUGAGACCAAACUGCACCGUUCCCUCUCCCUUCUCGAUCCGGAAAGCCGGUCGGCCCGUCUGUACACAGAGAGCCCUCAGCGCAUUCAUACUCAGGGCCAGCAGGCCUAUGAACCCAGCCCUGCAACAGAGGUCAUUCCAGAGACAGUGGUGAGCCGAGAGUUCCCCCGCUGGGUACACAGCACGGACCCUCUGUACUACUUUAGUCACACUCAGAUCCCUCAGAGCGACGGCUCUGUUGUGGUACAGGCUCGACUUACCUGGACCCUCAACCCUCAGCUGGAUAACGAUGCCCUAUUCAGCUGUGAAGUUAAGCACCCAGCAUUAUCCAUGCCCAUGCAGACAGAGGUCACUCUGGCUUCUCCAAAGGGUCCUAAACUCUUCAUGACCCCCACUAGGGCAAAGGUUGGGGAUACAGUGCGCAUCUCUGUACAAGGAUUCCAGAAUGAAGUAUUUCCUGAGCCACUCUUCACCUGGACACGGGUGGGAGGUCGCCUACUGGAUGGCAGUGCCGAGCGCGAGGGGAGAGAGCUGAUUCUGGAGAGAGUGCCGGCAGAGCUCAACGGCUCUAUGUAUCGCUGCACAGCCCAGAAUCCUUUGGGUUCUACAGACACACACACUCGUCUCAUAGUUUUUGAAAAUCCGAGCAUGAUGAAAAACACGCAGAAUCCGAACAAUGAAGCCACUCGCACAGAAAAACGUGGACUGACGUGGCUUGCACUUGUUCUCACAGUUACAGUGGGACUGACGUGAAACGGCUUCUUCGAGACACUCUCCCUCACAAAUAUAGACACACAUUUUCCCCAUACAAAACACAUCUGAAUAUGCACACAGAAAAAAACAUACAUACAGUUCAAAGACCUUCCACAAUCCUGCAAGCCUUCUCCAGUCAUCAACAGACCCUCUUGUCAUCUGUCAAACAAGAAACAGUGCCACCACGUGAUGGUACUUUGUUUUAUAACAAAAUUAUAUUCAAGAUAAUAUAAAAAGAACAAUGUGGUGAACUUCACAGUUACCACCUCCUAUAUAGUUCCAUUCGAUUACUUUUUUGUUCCUUGUCCCAAGUCUGCCUGUUGAUAAAAAAAAAAUCUGAUGAUUUAAAACAGAAGAAAAAAAGUAUUUGGAUUUUAUUUUCAUGAGUCACAAUAUUAUUGGUGUUUUGUGAAAUGUGGACAAAUGGAACUGGCUUUGACUGCACCAUCCUAUCAACCACUCCCAUCUGUUACAUGAUGUCCUGGAAUGGACCAGAUUAGCAACAAGCUGAAACAUGAUGGAAGUACAGACUUCCAGAUGCUCCGAG
This is a messenger RNA of Poeciliopsis prolifica (blackstripe livebearer), 2218 nucleotides long. RefSeq names its product immunoglobin superfamily, member 21a (gene igsf21a). The transcript has 11 exons. Lineage: Eukaryota; Metazoa; Chordata; Actinopteri; Cyprinodontiformes; Poeciliidae. Bases 187 to 1671 code for a protein of 494 amino acids. Gene Ontology annotation, cellular component: adherens junction. Gene Ontology annotation, biological process: heterophilic cell-cell adhesion; homophilic cell-cell adhesion. The record is from RefSeq and is a predicted model, not a curated record.